AUGACUAAUCAGCAGUGUCUUAUUGGUUGUCUUCUAAAAGGUAACCAGGAGAAGUGUUGCUCCAAGAUUGAAAAGCAUUUGUCAAUCAAAGUGGGGAGAUCAGAUGACCGAGGACGUGGCCUCUGGUUUGGUGGUCUGUUGAUUCAAGAUGCUGCCAUUAUCUCCAUAAGUAAUUCUGGUUCUCAUCGAUGGGCUAUAGACAGUUGGAUCCUUUCUGCUGAAGGUAGGGCUGGAGGACAUCGGUGCUGCUGCCAGGAGAGGAAACUGUCGAGGGUUUCACCGCCCGAAAAGAUGACAUCCGCGUCGAAGAGAAGAAAGCUCGAACCAAGCGGGAAUUCCCCUGCUGUGCUAGAUAAGGUUGCGGCAUCCUCACAUGGCUCCUCAAUUCUAGAGGCACCAAUCAUUAGACUAGAUUCGAAAGUUCAGCAGGCUAAGAAAUUUGCUGUGACACAAGCACAACAAGAAGGAUGCCUUGGAAAUUAUAGAAGUUUUGACUCUCCAUUUGGAAACUAUCUUGUUCCUGUCAUCCCAACUCAUGCCGACUUGAUUGGGUAGAAGACCAACCAUUAAUUUUCAGUUACUCCAAACUGCUUUCCUUGGUUUUGAAUGGAAAAAUGCCUUGCUGAUAAUUCUGCUGAUUCUGCAGUAGAUUUCUUUAUCAAGCCACAUUAUUGUUAUUAAAUUACUGUUUAGAUA
This is a messenger RNA of Elaeis guineensis (African oil palm), 696 nucleotides long. NCBI's taxonomy places the organism in Eukaryota, Viridiplantae, Streptophyta, Magnoliopsida, Arecales, Arecaceae. The record is from RefSeq and is a predicted model, not a curated record.